Tuber melanosporum (Perigord truffle) is the source of this 1735-nucleotide messenger RNA. RefSeq lists its product as uncharacterized. Gene Ontology annotation, molecular function: oxidoreductase activity, acting on paired donors, with incorporation or reduction of molecular oxygen; monooxygenase activity; iron ion binding. The transcript has 6 exons. The coding region runs from base 151 to 1677 and encodes 508 amino acids. The record is from RefSeq and is a predicted model, not a curated record. Lineage: Eukaryota; Fungi; Ascomycota; Pezizomycetes; Pezizales; Tuberaceae.
AAGGGGUUCCGCCUGCCUGGUGUCACUACUUAAACCCCCACUCCGCCUUCCUGGUAACUUACAGCCCUAAAGCUUUUGUAAGCGGCAAUUAUGGCAAUCUUUAAGAGCUCGAUCCAGUCUCUGGAUCGUAUACCCAUCACCAUAGACAUUAUGACUUUUCUGGACCUAGCCAGGUUACUGUUUACAUCUUUUGCCGUGUAUAUCUCAUCCUUGGUGGUUUACCGCUUGUUCUUCCAUCCUCUCGCGAGGAUCCCGGGACCCUUUUUGGCCAAGAUUACCGAUUGGUACACCGUCUACCACGCUUACCGCGGAGACAGACACCUGGCGCUUUACAGGUCCCACGAGAAAUAUGGCCCCGUCAUCCGCUUCGCUCCGAACCUGAUAUCCUUCAACUCAGCCUCAUCGCUAAAGGCGAUAUACGGUCACACAGCGCUUAGUCGAUCCCUUCAAAAGUCGCAAUUCUACUCUGCAUUCCCGGCCGUAAAGGGCGUGCACAACACCCACAAUGCAAUCUCCAAAGCCGAGCACGGCCGUAAGCGCCGUGUUCUCUCUGCAGCUUUCUCCGACGCAGCCUUGAAGAGCAUGGAGGAUCUGGUCCUGAGCAACAUCGAUGUAUUCUCCGCCAAAGUCAACGACGCCUUCAAGCACGGUGUUAGCGUCGAUAUAGGUGAUUUGUUCAGUUGGCUCACUUUCGAUGUCAUGGGUGAGCUCUGUUUUGGCCGGAGCUUUGGGAUGUUGACGGAGGAGACGACUCGGUUUGUUACUAAUCUGAUUAGUCAGGCGGCGCAUAAUCAUUACAUUAAUGGGAAUUAUCUGCCAUUGACUACGUUGAAGCUAUCCAAAAUCCUCUUCCCCACAAUCUCCCGUGACCGUUGGAAAUUCAUCGAGCAUUCCCGAGCCUACGCAGAUGAACGUAUGAGUCUCGGGAGAGGUUACAAGAAGGAUUUUUUCUACUAUCUCCUCGACGCCAAGGAUCCGGAAACUGGUGAAGGUUUCGAAACUAAGGAACUGUGGGGUGAAGCCAAUGUUCUCAUGAUUGCCGGCUCCGAUACGACUGCAACCGCCAUGUCCGCAGCAAUGUUCUACCUCUGCCGCAACCCGCAAACGCUCCAGACGCUGAAGAAUGAAAUACGCAGCACGUUCACCGACAAGGAGCAAAUUAUCGGCGGAAAAGAGCUCAACGAUUGCCACUACCUAAAAGCCUGCAUCGACGAGGCCAUGCGUCUAGCACCCCCAGUUCCAGGGCUCCUCCCUCGUGAGGUUAUUGCCAAGGGAGGCAUAGAAAUUGACGGGCUUUACAUUCCGGAAGGAACUGUAGUAGGAACCCCAAUCUACACCCUUCACCACAAUCCCGCUUACUUCCCUGACGCAUUCUCAUUCAAGCCGGAGCGCUGGUUAUCUACUUGCACUUCAGAGGAAGAAGCUGAAGCUGCACGGUCCGCCUUCACACCUUUCUCCAUCGGCCCAAGAGGAUGUAUUGGAAAGAGCGUGGCGUACAUGGAGCUUAGACUUACCCUCGCUAGAUUGCUCUUUGAGUACGAUUGCGAGGAGGUUGAGACUGAAGGGAAGGGUGCACUUUGGAAAGAAGGGCAUGCAAUGGUUGAUGGGGAGUACAGACUUAUGGACCACUUCACGAGCCGGAAGGAGGGACCUGUUAUGAGGUUUUCUAGGAGAUAAGAGCGGGGCUUCUGAUAGUGGGGGUUCCCAAAGGGGAAAUGUAAUCUCUUUCUCCAGA